This is a messenger RNA of Larimichthys crocea (large yellow croaker), 4023 nucleotides long. It is a transcript of the gene tmem245, whose product is annotated as transmembrane protein 245. The transcript has 18 exons. Bases 138 to 2756 code for a protein of 872 amino acids. The record is from RefSeq and is a predicted model, not a curated record. Lineage: Eukaryota; Metazoa; Chordata; Actinopteri; Sciaenidae.
UAAGACGGAAGAUACCAAAAUAAAACCAGGAAGUGGUUUUCUGCUUUCACUACAUUGCCCGUGGUGCCCCUGGGCAUUCCGUUGGUCCUACGUCACAUGUUUUCCUCCCUCACGCGGCGUGUCCAUCGGGCGGAAUCAUGGCAGACGAGGAGGACUCGGCGCCGGAGCCUGCAGCUGUCUCUCCCCCGGAGACCCCUCGCUCUGAGCGGCCUCACUCUGUCUCUUUCUCCGAGAGUGUCCAGCCGGCCGUCGGGAUGGUGAGCCAGCUGCUAACCCAGCCGUCGUCCCUGAAGUUUGAUAAAAACAUCAAACAGGCCUUCUACAACACGGGGGCGAUGAUCUUUGUGGCUAUCUGCUGCGGGGCGGCGGUGUUAGUCUACUUCAUCCUGGAGGCCUUCCUCCGCCCGCUGCUCUGGGCCGUACUCUGCGGUACCUUCCUCCACCCCUUCAAGUACUCCCUGGCCCGGCUCGGCCGGUCGUGGCUCAGCGGUCUCCAGGAAACCGGUACGCCCAUCGUGCUGGGUACGCUGCUUGUUCCGGUGUGGUGUGUGAACUAUGGGGUGGAGGCGAUGGGCAGGCUGGUGCUGGAGAAGCUCACGAUGCUGCUGGUGAUCGGGGCCGGGGCACCGCUGGUCUACUUCUUCUACCUGUUCUGGAGCGUCAUUGGCAUGCAGGUGAUCCUCGGACACGUCUGUGGGAUCAUCGGCGCCGUGCUGGACUAUUUCCACACCGUGUGGGUGUGCACCGUGGUUUUUGGCUACUUGCUGGCGGUUUGUUUCAAGUGGGGUCCCAGCACCGAGCGCUACCUGAGAGCUCUGGCUCUUCCGGUCUGGACUGUCCUGCUCUUCUACAUUGUGUCUCUGACCGGCUCGUGGAGAGUGCCCAUGUUUGUGGUUGUGGUGAUACUCAUCAUUGUCGGCUCCCAGGAGAAACCACCUGUCCCUGGCAGAGGAGAGCUGUCCGGGCAGGUGCUGUCAUUUGCUGCUAACACUAUUUAUAUGGCGAUCUCCUGUAGCAACCUUCAGAUGAAAAGUGAGCCCCGCGAACGCUCUACUACAGAUGGGGUACAGUCUGUCGGCCCCCUUCCUGCAACGCCGGGAUUUCCUCGAGGCUCUCGUUCAUUACCAAGCGGCCUCUUCCAGAAAGAGAAGAGCUCCCAGAGAGCCAGCGAUAUCUACUUUAUUCUCCUGGUCUGGGCCAUUGUACUGGUUCAGGUCUGGCUCAACCUCUGGAUCCUACAACUGCUGCCUAUCCCUGUGGCUGUGUGGGUGCUGAAGAAGCUGGUGGUCCACUUUGGCCUGAAGAGCUUUGCUGAGAGGACUCUCACCUCGUGGUGGGUGGUGCUGGAGAAGCUCGGACGUGAGCGAGAAGAGGCCCUGCUGCCAGGACCAAUCAAAGGCUUGGCUCAGUUCCUGCUGCGUAUCGACACUAAGCUCUGGCAUUGGCUUAACAAGCAGAUGGUCGUGUGGUUGGAGCGAUCUCUUGAUAAAAUCAUCAGCAUCUUCAUCAUCUUCCUCCUGGUCACGGGGACCCUGCUCAUGGCUCUGCUGCUCACUGCUAUGGUUCAUCAUGAAAGCGUUCACAUCAUCGACGUAACCAGUAACCUCAUCAACGAGACAGUGUCAAACCAUCCAGAAUGGGCCAAUUUGCUUCCAGAAGCUCGUGUGGUGCAGAAGGCCUUGAAUUCAGCUGCUACUAAUGUCUAUCAACACGGUCGAGAAUGGAUAACACAAAAGCUUCAUAAGAUGUUAGGGGACAAGGUGAACCACACAGCUGUGAUUGAGAAACAGGUUCUGGAGCUUUGGGACAGACUGUACCACUCCUGGUUUGUGAAGAACACGACCCACCCUGGACGCCUGCGUGGUCAUAAGCUGAUGGCUCAGAGACAGAACAGCUGGCUCGUCGACAUACUGGACUGGAAGGACAUCGCCUCCUUUCUGCAGGAGAAUAUUGAGACUCUGCUGUCUAUCCUGGAGUCUCUGUGGGUGGUAAUGAGCAGAAAUGUUGGACUCCUCAUCUCCACCACGACCACACUCUUCACCGUCUUGUUCCACAGCGGCACGGCACUGCUCAACUUCGCCCUGAGUCUGGUGAUUUUCCUCACCACUCUCUUCUACCUGCUGAGCUCCAGUGGUGAAUACUACAAACCUGUCAAAUGGGUGAUCAGCCUGACCCCCCUCUCCCAGCCGGGACCUUCCUCAAAUAUCAUAGGCCAGUCUGUAGAGGAGGCCAUCAGAGGAGUGUUUGAUGCCUCUCUGAAAAUGGCCGGCUUCUACGGCCUCUACACGUGGCUCACUCACACCAUCUUUGGCAUCAACAUUGUCUUCAUUCCUUCUGCCCUGGCUGCCAUCUUGGGUGCGGUGCCGUUCCUGGGGACCUACUGGGCAGCGGUGCCGGCAAUGUGCGACCUGUGGUUGGUGCAGGGCGAAGGCGUCAAGGCCGUGCUGCUGCUGAUCUGCCAUCUCCUUCCAACGUAUUUUGUAGAUACAGCUAUCUACUCAGACAUAUCAGGGGGUGGACACCCGUAUCUGACAGGUCUGGCGGUGGCAGGCGGAGCAUACUAUCUGGGUCUGGAGGGCGCCAUCAUUGGGCCCAUCCUCCUCUGUAUCCUGGUAGUUGCAGCCAACAUCUACAGUGCCAUGCUGAUGAGCCCCAGCUCUGCAGUGCCGACACCGGUGCAGUCCAGCUGGCCGCUCCACCCCCUCAGGACCUUCCCAGACUCCACCCCCACUGUCCUGAAGAAGACCAGUGAGUGAUAGAGCACGAGGGUGUGUCCUUGUGGAACGUUUCCUAUUGGCUGAUUCCUCUGGGAAGUACCCCUCCUCCCUACGCCGCCUGGCUCUACAGGAGUCGGCCCAUCCCGACCAAGAAGAGGAUGGCGGCGUAGUGUGGCUGGUCACCCAUGAUGCCGUCUGUUCACCAGAGCCGUUUCUCUGAGCAAAACGGCACCGGCUGCUCUCACUCAAGACCCUAAAAUUUACCAAUGUGAGCGCAACGUGGACCAACAACAUCACAUUGGGCUUUCUGAUCUGAAUGACGGAGAUGUUGAUGCGAAAGUCAUCAUCUCUCAGAACUCGGUGCCUAAAUUGAUUUUGUAAUAUUUAAAAAUGGUUACAACUUACAAUCCGGUUUGUGGUGAAUUGUAAGCUGAUCGAUUUUUCUUUUUUUCCUCUGAUUUCCAUCCUGCACACCCCGGCUGUGUUACAGUGUGUGGUCGUGCAGUGUUUGUACUCCCUACCUCUCUCCUUAAUGGAGGCUUAAGUAGAAUUUGUGGUGAAGGCUGGUUUGUGUAAAGUUGAACUGAACACUUAGUCUUAAAGUUCUCACGCCUGGCUCAAGAGAAGUUUUUUUUUUUGUUUUUGUUUUACUUCAUGUGUCAUAGCAUCGUAGCUGCAGCACUAAAGCCUUGACCAGGUGUUGUUGCCACUGUUUUUUUUAAAUCUGUUCAGUUCACUUAUAGCAAAUACUUUUUAAUAGCUGCAGGUUUAGAAUCAUGACUUCAUUUUGUUUUUCAACACACUGUGAGUUCACAUGCAUCCGUACGUGCAAUGCAAGCUUUUCAUUUUUCAACACGCUUAGCUCAUAUGUCAGUAUUCACGCACACGUUGAAGCAAUAUCCCUAUACUGUUGAGUCUGACUGCCAUUGCCAUCAGUUGUUUUUUUGACCUCAAAUCCAUUAGAAAUGUUUUUAUGUUUUUGUUUUUUCCUGCACUUACUUAACUCGCCUCAUACUUAGACUACAGUCGGAGCACUUUUCUGAAGAGAGUAUGAAGUAGUUUACAUCUCUUGAAGCUUUAAUAAACGAGCUGUACAGAUGAAUUGUGUGUGUAAUGUGACACAUUGAUCAUACAUGGCUACUGUGUUAGCUGCCUGCGUUAGCUGGGAGGGGCUGGGAUGUGUUCUGUGAUGGAACGAACGUGUAGUUUAGCAACGGUUUCACUGUUUUAUCUAAAUUACUGUUUUCAUUUGGUACUGUUUUAUUACUGGUUAUACACUGACACAAUAAACUUCAUUUAAACUGCC